GUCAAAAAGCAAGAGCUAAACUUUCUUUAUAAACCAAAGCAAAGCUUAAAGGCAAGCAAAUCCAAAAGGCAAAGAAUUUCUACACAAAGCCAAAUGUGCGUUUCAAGCUUUUAUAACCAUCUGAUCUGAUCCGUACCGAAUAAAGAACCCACCAAAACCAAUCAAACAAAACUGAGGAACAGUAUUUUACUUGCUACAAGUUUCAAAUUUUGAUUUCUGAAAGAUCCCAGUUCCAAUUUCCAAAUUGCUCGUACCAAAUUCUGAUGAACAUGGAAAACGCAAGCACAAGCACACAGGUAGAUUUCGUUAUUAAGCCAGUUUUCCUGAAAACUGGUAUUCCUCUGGCCUUUGCUGCAGCAGCUGGUUUUAUUUUGGCUCGGAUUACCAGAAGGAAAUGUCCAAAUCAUGAUGCUUCCAAAGCAGAAAAACAUAUUUAUUGCCAAGAUGAAGUGAGCUUGCAUGAUCUGGAGCGCCUUGAUUCAUCAAAUGUGUCCUGUUUGGGCUCUGAUCAUUCUGAUACAGAAACAAAUCAGGGCAACUCCGAAAGAGAAGCGCAGGAUCAACGUUCACAUGAGCUAGAAGAAGAGGUCUUGCUCUUAAGAGAUCAAGUGAAAAAUCUUCACGUGAGGGAAUUGGAGUUAAAGAUAGAGCACUUUCAUUAUCGUGACCUUAAAGGGCAGGAAACGGUGGCUAUGGAGGUGGAGAAGAUGUUAUUGCUGGAGAUAACUAGAGCCCAGAUCAUGGAAAAAGAUAUCUCAUCCGCGGAAGCAGAGAGGCAGCGUUUUCAAAUGGCAAUUGAUUACCAGAAAAUUUAUGUACUGCUUCAGUUAUCGAGAUCAAGAAAUAGAUUGCUUCAGAGGAGGAUCAAUAAGCUCCUGAGGAAGACCAGCAAGCAAAGGCAAUUCAUUGAAGAACAAAAUAAGAAGAUUGAAGCUGCAGAGAAAUCAGCAAUUUGCCAGGAACUAAAGGCAAAGAGUGAAAUCAUUAGAAAGAUGGAAGAUGAAAUCCGGGAAAAAGAAGUGACUCUGGUUAGGUUGCAAGAGGAGAAGAAUGACUUGUCAAACCAGAUGGAACUGGCUAACCAAUCAGCUCUAUUGAAGAUUGAAGCAGAGAAGGUGAAAAUGGAAGAUAACUACAGGGAAGUUGCAAGUAAAUUGGAAGAACUCGAGUCCCAACGUGCCAUGGAAACCGAAGAAUUGAUUUACCUAAGGUGGUGCAAUGCGUGUCUAAGGCACGAGUUAAUGAGGAAGAACCAAGAACUACAAGACCCAAAUCAAGGUAACAAAAAGAACCAACCAAUGGAGUUGAAAUUUGGGGAAAUUGCAGAUCUUGGGUUUGGAUCAGAUGAUUAUGAGAUGGGAAGUCAUCCCAAUUCGGAGAAUGGACAUUCCUGCUUACAGUUAACCACAACAAGCGGCCGUCAUCGUGCUCAUUCAUCAAGGAGGAAAAGAUUUAUGGAGAAAUUCAAACGAUGGAUGGAAGGGGAUGACAAAGAGAAACAUGAACAUAAGCUGUUUGGAAGACAUUCCGUUCCUCAUAGUCCAGAUCAUCAAGGACAUAUAACUCAUGCAAGGAGAAAGUCAUUCUCCAGUGCCUGAUCAUCACAUUUUCCAGUCUGAGUACAUUCAUCCCAAUAGGCAAAGAGAGAAAUUUUUUAUGCGAAGAUGAACAACUGUAUUUAUUUUGGACAAUAACAGAAGAAGUGAAUUGUUGAAACUGUAUUUAUUACCUUGAACAAUAACAAAAGAAAUAAUCAAGAAACUAGACUAAGUGACUAAUGCUAUUCAUCUAAACCUAAUUAGUGCAAAACUAAAAACAAGAUAAAGAGAAGUAAAUGUUCAAAAAUGGAGAUAAUAUAAAAGGCUCGAUACAUUUAAUCAAACACUUC
Molecule: messenger RNA, 1888 nt
Organism: Oldenlandia corymbosa var. corymbosa
Lineage: Eukaryota; Viridiplantae; Streptophyta; Magnoliopsida; Gentianales; Rubiaceae
Source: the annotation of a GenBank genome assembly